Messenger RNA from Melanotaenia boesemani (Boeseman's rainbowfish), 1993 nucleotides. It is a transcript of the gene zdhhc22, whose product is annotated as zinc finger DHHC-type palmitoyltransferase 22. Gene Ontology annotation, biological process: protein palmitoylation. The coding region runs from base 138 to 971 and encodes 277 amino acids. The record is from RefSeq and is a predicted model, not a curated record. Gene Ontology annotation, cellular component: Golgi apparatus. Lineage: Eukaryota; Metazoa; Chordata; Actinopteri; Atheriniformes; Melanotaeniidae. Gene Ontology annotation, molecular function: palmitoyltransferase activity. The transcript is spliced from 3 exons.
GACACCCCGGUGAUGGAAAAUCGUCAGCGUGGUUUAGAGACACCUUCUUGUCUGCGUUUCAAAAAGGCUGCUGGGCUCAGAGCCGAAGCUCCGGGGUGCUGAAAGAACAGCUCCUCCGCUCCCUGACAUCUGCAGAUAUGUUCACCAGAAUGCUAAAACUGAGGCUGCUCAAUGUUGUAGCACCUGCAUACUUCUUCAUGGCCACAGCAGUCACAUUCAUCUUGCAAUUUUGCCUCUUCAUCCCAACAAUCUUCCCGAAUCCAGAUCUAUCACUGAGGUGGUCUACAACUCUUCAUACAGUUUUUUUCAUCUACAUGAUGUUCAACGCGCUGGGGAAUUACAUAAUGACUAUUAAAUAUCCAGCUGAAAGUGCCAAUGAAACUGUUAUCCCAGCAUGUUCACCACACUGCUCAGACAAAGUGGAUGCUCACUACCUCCUCAAUGGCCGCCAUUUCUGCAAACUGUGCAAGAAGGUUAUUCUCAAGAGGGAUCACCACUGUUUUUUCACAGGGAACUGCAUCGGCAACAAAAACAUGCGCUACUUCAUCAUGUUCUGCAUCUACACAUCAUGCACAUGUUUGUACUCCUUGGUUCUUGGCGUUGCCUUUCUUACAGUUGAGUACUCCAUUUCCUUCGAGAACCCGCUGACCUUUCUGACUCUACUCCCUCUCUCCACUGGUUACUUCUUCCUGGGAACUAUCUCAGGCUUGCAGUUGUUCCUGGUCCUGAUGCUCUAUGUGUGGCUGGGCAUCGGUCUGGUGUGUGCAGGUUUCUGUUGCCAGCAGGUGCUCCUGGUGGCCCGGGGACAGACCUGGUGUCAGAUGCAGAGAGGGGAACUUGUGGAGAGUCACAGCCCCUGGAGAGCAAACCUAAGGGAUGUGUUUGGUACCCGCUGGAUCCUUGGCCUAGUGCUUCCUGUUCAAACAGUUGAGACAGGCACUGAAGACCCAGAUGCCCAUAAACAAGACUGAGUGAUAACAACUAUACAGUCAGCACUCCAUAUAGGUCCAGACAGCUGCUGUUGUAGAGAAAUUCAUCAGAAAUUCUACAUGGAUGCUUUAUAAUGUUUAAAGUUAUCAAUGAGCUAGCUAGCUGUUAGCAUACAUUCCGUUGAGAACAGAAGCCAAACAAGAAAUGUCAAAUAAGUACAUAGUAUAUAACUGUAUCCUUUAGUACAGGGAUGUUCAAAGUCAGGCCUUGAAGGUCGCCAUCCUGCAGGUAUUAGAUGCUUCACUGCUCCAGCACACCAGAGUCAAAUUAAAUGAACCUCCUCAACAGUUUGUUUAAGGUCUACCAAAGCCUGUUAAUGAGUCUUUAAUCUGUGUCAGAUGUGUUGAAGUAGGAAACAUCUAAAACCUGCAGCAGCCUUUAAAGUCCAAAGCCAGUCAUCUCUGUUUUAGUAGCUUUGCAAACUGCAAUAUUAAAAUAAAUUAAAUAUUUACUAAUUUCACCUAAACUUUUAUAUGAAGUAACUUAUAAUGAGCUGGUAAUUUAAUAAGCAUUGAUUUCUUGCAUUCUGGUAAAAAAAAAAAACACAGCUUUGCAUGCCUUCACAGCUUUGUAACGGCUUUGUGACAACCUGUGCCAUGCUACUUUCUGAAAUGAUCAAAGUGCAUUGUUCUUCAUUUCCUUAGUGGAUGCUACAUGUGACAUCCAGGAAACUAAGGGUAGUUUUCACUUUGAUUUUAAGGGCUACUGAAUGAGGAAAAUAAAGCACAUCUGCUGAAUAAACUGCCAGGCUUUUGCUAUGUUGAGCCAGAUGAUGUUUUCUAAUGAAGCUAAUGUGACUAAUAAUUUAUAAGAAUGGCUGGAAGAAAUGUGAAUUAUAUUAUCCAGGGUAUUAUUCACAAUGUGCCAUAAGGUCAUGUUUAGCAUGCUUAUAAAUGACAACAAUAAUGAGGUAUUCUUUACUCUGCUAACGAUAGGACACAGCAUUUUCAAAAUAUCAAUUUUCUGCAGCUACAUUUGAAGCAUUAAGGCAAAAAUCUUUAAA